UUUUUUUUUAAAUUGCAGAUCUCACAAAGCUAACCUAGCCCAGACCAGGAACCGACUAAGAUGGGCAUCUCGGCCAGCAAGCGCUCCGUGGACAUCACCAAGAGCCCCGACAAGAAGCUCAAGGACGUGAAGGACGUGAAAGACGUGAAGGAAGACAAAGAGAACGAAUCCCCCGAAGUGAACGAAGUGGAGAAGGAGAAGGAGGAGGACGCGGAGAACGAGAAGCCCAUGACCAAUGGAGAAGCUCACUCGUCACCAGAAGGGAAGACCGGGAAAGAGAAGGAAGACAACGACAAGGAUAAGGAGAAGGAAAAGGAAAAGGACAAGGACAAGAAGGUGAAGAAGAAGCGAUCGUUCCGGAGUUUCAGCUUCCUCAAGAGAAAGGAGAAGUCCAAAGAGAACGGUCAGGUGGAGAAGCAAGAGAGGGGUUGGAAAGCGGAUCGAGGAACUCUUUAUCAGGCCCAGGCCCUGUCUGGGGUCGAUGGCUGGGGGAUGGGAAAGAUCAGGCUCCGAGAUCUCUGUCUGGAAUCUCCAGGGGAUUAG
Molecule: messenger RNA, 543 nt
Organism: Darwinula stevensoni
Lineage: Eukaryota; Metazoa; Arthropoda; Ostracoda; Podocopida; Darwinulidae
Source: the annotation of a GenBank genome assembly